AUGGAUAUAGAAAGAUUCAAGAGACUCAGUAUUCCUAAAAUUGAAGCAGGAAAAAUGACUGAAGUUGUUAGGGAUGUUAUAAAAGAAGUUCGAACUAAUAAGCAAAAUGUUUACGAAAAGACAUCUGAAGAUCUGAAACCUCUAACGGAAAAGUUUGAUGAGGAGAUAGAGGAGAUCAGUAAAUUGAAAGAAGAUGUUAAUAAACAAAUUAUCCCCUAUGGUGAUCAAGUUCAAAGAUUAGCAUUACCAGGCCCAAGUGGUGAGGUGGCACCCAAAAUGAUAGCUGAUAUGAAUAAAGGAUUUACUCAAGAAGAAUUGGAAUUCAUACAAAACCAGCAAUUGCCAUUACCAGCUGACAUCUUUUUGCAAACCUUAAAAGAGCCAAAUUAUGCGAAACAAAUUCUGGAUGAAUCUGGUGCAAUAAAUAAAAAAUUGGGUCGGAAAAAAGGCCAUUUGAGCACAACAAAAACUAACAGAAAGAAGAAUAAGGACCAGAUUGCCGAAUAUGAUGAAGGAAUUGAGAUUAUUAGAAAAUACCGACAAAGAAUUGGCAUUUUAGAGGAAGGUACAAAAACUCUAAAGGUUGGGAAAGGUAUUUAUACACAAAAAAAGACAAAUGCCUAUAAGAUUAACCCUAAUACUGGUGUUUAUGGAAAUGUAACCAUUGACGUGCCCAAACUUUAUGGCCAGCUCAAGCUAAUUGCUCAUAAGGAUGGUAAAAAAGUAUAUGAUAAGCAAGUGGACUUUGAUACCCUUGAUCUGCUCACAAAGCGGUUCAAUAGUAAAAAGAAGUAUUCACCAUUA
This is a messenger RNA of Porites evermanni, 804 nucleotides long. Lineage: Eukaryota; Metazoa; Cnidaria; Anthozoa; Scleractinia; Poritidae. The record is from the annotation of a GenBank genome assembly.